Rhopilema esculentum is the source of this 8308-nucleotide messenger RNA. RefSeq lists its product as uncharacterized. Lineage: Eukaryota; Metazoa; Cnidaria; Scyphozoa; Rhizostomeae; Rhizostomatidae. The record is from RefSeq and is a predicted model, not a curated record.
UCUUGUUGGUGCUAUUUGUUUAUGAGUUCGAUUUCUAUAAAUUCUAAAGACUGCAUAAUAGCGAUCUGUAUUCUGCCUUGACUUGAUUUAUGAAGUUUGAAGCAAAAUCACACUGUUCGUAUGUACAGUUAAGUUUAAUGUUGGACAUUGUCAAACUAUCGGAUCGGUUUAAAACAAUGACGUGUUUUAGUUCGAAUCAUUAAAAUAACAUUGAAACACCUUAAAAUUUAAAAACCAAUUAGAUGUGACCGACAAUAAUAGACACACAUUUAGAGUUUCAGUUACGUUCUUGUUUCUCAAGCUUUUUCGAUUGCAAAAAAGGUUUGAUUUUACAAAGAAAGAUUUUAGUUUUUUGGUCAGAUAGAUCGAGAUUGAGAAAUACUUUCUCUUGCAACCACAGUUUGAAUAUGAAAGUAUUCUGCUUAGAGAUGAAAAUUUGAAAGUAAAGUAAAGUUAGUAGCAUGUCCUAAUGGACAUCGUUGUGGGGGUGGGAUGGAAUCUGUAAUGCUAUAAAAAAUGCUUAAAAGCUCAGAGAUAUAUGUUAAAAGUAAUGUGUCCAUAUAAAAGGACUGCGUAUACCCAACUUGUCAAGCCACCCAUCAAAAUAACUGUUUGCGAUUGGUUAGUAUUCUUGCGAUGCAAAACUGCUCACAUGAAAAGCUGACCUCGCAGCAGUAUCGAUAAACAGAGCGACCGUAAUGACUGGGGCGAUGACAUGAAAAAUCACGUUUCUAAAAACCCCCGCAGAGUCGCUUGCUAUAGGUGGACACAUUACCUUUAAGUCAAAUAUUUAUGCUAAAGUGCCUUGACUUUGAUUAUAUCGCAAUUUUAACCACAGUUUAAAAACAUAUUUUAAAACUGCUUGAACUUUUAAGCAACAAGUAAAACAUCAUGAUUACUGUGAUUUUUAAUAGGGAGCCUUCUAUAAGAAAGUAUCGCAGCAUUUCUUUGAAAGUUAUGCUUCAGCAUUCAACUUUUUAACUUUUAAAUUAUAAUAGCUCAAAACUAUUAUUCUAAGGGUUAAGAUCAAUAUCAUAUCCCUGUAUGAUAAUUUUUCUGCUCAUAUUUGCUCUAACAUUUUAACAUUGCUGCUCGGCACUUCGAGUCUACCUGUUAAUGUUACACCUGAACAUGUUUAAGAUCACCUGUUUUAAAAUCCUAGGUGCAAAUCUACCUUAGAAACGAGUUUAGUGUCUGUGUUAUUCUAGCUCGUUCUCUUUGAGGCAGAUAGCCUAUUGUUAUGAUCACAAUGCAACUGUCAGUAAUAAUCCCCAAAUUUGCUAACAUCUCAUCGUUUGAAUUGUCUUCAUAAUUAUCAUUGAACAGUGGUCGUUAUUCACAAGAGCUGUGGCUUAAGGUUUUGACAACAGUUUCUGUAAGUCUAUUUCUACAUUGCGCCCUUUGUUGGGUAUUCGGUUGCUUUUGUAGCCAAUUAUCCUUUCCUCCGUUCCGCUAUAACGUCGCUUGCCAGGCUUCCUGCAAAUUGAACCUCUGCAACUUUAAAGUUUUUUACAAUAAAGACGUAUAGAGCCAAAUGACUCUGAAUCUCUGAGACACAUCUACAUACUUUUUAUUAAAAGAACAGAACAAAUAUUAAUAAAGUGUGAGAAGGAAGAGCCGCAGGAUAGGCUGUCCGCCGGAUUCUGUGAAUCUUGCAAUCAGAUUUUAAAAUGAAAGGUAUACAGGAACAAAACAAUACGAAGACGAGAAUCCAAUGUCACGAAAUAAAUUUUCAAAAUAAAUUAAAUUUAAGAGUAUACAGGAAUUUGCUAUAAUAUUAAUAACAUGUAUAUUACAAAGACCGGUAAUAUUGGCAAGGUCAAUUUGGUUUAUAGCAUCAACUUUCAAUAAACCUCACAAAGCUGCUGAAAGUAUGCAAAAUUCUGUUAAAAUGCAAGUACGAUUGAGGCGUAUUCAUCGAUCAAUUGACCAAUGAGCUCGAUUUAUGUAAGUUGCGAUUAGCUUUAUCGCUUACAUGCAUUGAUAAAUCGUCACUGUGCAGUGAUAAGCUCAAAUUUGUGAUACUGUGAUACUGUGCAGUGAUAAAACUACAUUCAAGAGAAAUGUUAUUGAAAAAUAAUGAUUGCAGCAACACAUGUAGAAACAAAAAGCCUAUUUAAGAGCAUUAAAAUGAUAGUAGCAAUAAUUAUACAGUAGCAAUCAUUAAGGACAUAACAGUAGCAAUAACUAUAUUCAAUUAAAUCUCUUUAGAAAAUUUUCUACUACCUAGAAGCUACGAAGUUUUUUGUCCUGCAUCUUCUACUUUAAGAUCUUUAUUCUCGAAAACAUUUUUAAGUCUCGGCCUCUAUUUCCUUCUUAAGAUCUUUUGUAAAAGCUCGUAAGAGAGGUGUUGUAAUUCGAAAGUUUCACAAAGAUACUAACGUCGUAUACUACGGUUGGUUUUAUGGGUGUAGUCAUGAAAAUUUUCAAAAGGCAACACCCAAAUUGCUAAAAAUCUUUGAAUAAGAGAUAAAAUUUCCUUAAAGUAAACCCUGCUUGCCCUAAUGAAGUCCCAUUAUAAUUUCAUAAACAUUUUAAAUCUGGAGUUUAAGCUCGAAAAGUCUUUAAAUUGUAGAGAAUUAAACUCAUAGCCCCUUAUCCCUUCAUGUCAGAAUGCGAGUUAAAACUGUGACUGUUUUCUGGAUAAAUACAGAAAAUACAAUGAUUUAGUUCGAAACCACCCAGAUUCUCUUUAAUUUGUCCUUCUUUCUACUAUGCAAAAAUGCAUGAAUAAAGAAGAAAAAUGGGAAGCCGUUUAUCUUUUGUCCUGCGGCAAAUAUUUUGUAGAAAUAUCCCUAUCUUGCAAAUCUAUUGUUGAAGAUUUUAAGGGCUAAAUUCGUUAAAUUUUUAGAGCAAUUUUGACUGUAAAUUUUCAAAGUACAUCUAUCUUUUCAUUAAAGUUCGAGAGAUCCUUUCUUAAUACUGCACACAGUAACUCUCUAAACACUAAUUGACUAUUGUUGAUAUUUGAUGAUUUCAGUUCAGUUUUAAACUUAACGAAAAUAGCAGCUAUUUUCUAGAAAGGAAGCAAGAAGUUACUGAUCACCAUUUGUCAUCAUAAUUGCCACGCCGGAUUUUUUGAUAAGGUUCCGUUCUCAAAUUGUAGUUUAAGAAAAAGAUUUCAAUUUAAAAUGAUGUCGAACCCUUUCUUAAAAACAUCUUUUGCAAAAAACAUGUCGAAAUUAGGUCAUGGUGUUCCGUUCUUGAAUCGUGGUUGUCUGCCUCCAGCUCAGGGAGUGAGGAUAACCCUUUUUUAAAAGGACACCGAAGCUUUUAAUUCUAAAGCAAGCUGCACAUAUGUUAAUCCAAUACUGACUCUCGCUUUAUUUUUUUUACGGGGGCAUCUAAAUGUGCAUGAAAAUUAUUGGGAUGGGAAAGGCUCAUUUCGCCCCCUCAGCUCCGACUGCGUCGAAAUAGCUCAAACACAGUGUUGUUGCCAUGGUGACUACUCUGUAUCGGACCCUUCAAGUUGCAGUCACUCGAUUUCUUUUCAUUUGCUCUUGUUAGCUGCAAUGAUGCGUCUGCUAUACGUGUCGAAAACUGUAGCAAUUACAGCGGCGUUUUGCAUCUUGUUGGUAAACAUUUAUACUGCAUAUAAUCAAAGCAACGAAGGAACUGGCUAUAGUAUUAAAGAUCUGAUUAACGGACUGACCGCAUUGCAGCAAAAAUUCAAAACACUACAAGACAACCAGCUUACUCUAAGGCGCGAUUUGCUGGUCGCAGUACAUCACUUCUCUACUGAAAAUGAUAAAUUUGAUACGUACGUUAAGGAAAAGGGAAAAGGUGCACCAGAUCAUUUUGUACUGAGGCACAAGAAAAAUAAUACGGUAGAGAAAGGAGAAGAGGACGCAAUAAAACCUCUCGAACGAGUCAGCUUGAGCGGUAAGAGUCAAAAUGAUAUGGACAACGGAAGAACAGCCACUAGUGAACCAACAACUGAAUCAGCGCAAGCGACAAGUGAAACAGUUGGAACGACAAAAGAAAAUUUACCUACUCAUGUAACAACGAAAAAACAAGCUACGGAUCCCACACUAUCCUCUGAAUCGACUGCUGUUCCGUCGAGAGCAAAAGCACAAACUACCAGACCAAAAGAGUCUAGCAAAUCGUCUAUUAUUUCGCCAACAGUCAAUGUAAAAACUACCGAACAAUCAGAAUCGAGCAAAGAUGGUUUGAGUAAAGAGGAUCUAGCAACUGCUCGGGCCGCCUGUGAAGUACCCAAGGUUGACCCGUUCAACCCCGUCGUCACACAAUUCGUGAAAAAGCUGCCCAAAUUGAAGUGCAAUGGAACAGUACUCAGUAGAAUUGAAGAUGACUUGAUCAAGUUCGAUGUCAAGAAUGUUAAAGGUGCAGCUGUUAUUUGGAUCGAUAGAUACUACGAUUUUUGGCUUGAUUUUUAUGAAUGGGUUUCUUUCACUAAAUCCUUGAAAAAAUUGGAACUGAAAGAAGCAUUGAACCAGGUGGGCUGCAUCGGUUUUGGUGCGAAUAUGCACAUUACUGACAAAUUGAGAGUUACUGACAAGCCAUGCACAGCACAGAAUUUCUUCCAUUUCAAAUCUGACGGUCGGAUAGAUGUUCUUCAUAAAGAAAGUUGCAUCUUUAUAUCAGAACCAAAAGUCAAUGGUAAGGUAGAUAUUGAGAAGAGGUGUUCAACGAACGAGUCACAAUUUUCGAUAGCAAAUGAUAGUACGCUAAAACACAUAGCAACUGGACUUUGUCUGACAAUCGAAAACCAUGCUGGAAAACUUAAUGAUCAACGGAUCAUGUUGGCAAGCUGUAAUACAACAGCUGCAAAGUUCUACUUCAUCGAACCUCAGAAUCAAGAUGUGAAGGCAGAAGUGCCUGUAAAACAAGACUGCUUCAAGGUGCUAUUUGUGUUCAGAAACAAUACCUUCCACGUUGACUUUCAUUUAUAUGCAGCACCAAUUCCAGAGGACAAAUUACCAAAAAUUGAUCCAAAAAACAAAGGCAAGGGGCUCAAAUCUAACAUCGCGUUUGUUAUGUUCGACUCACAGUCAAAUGCAAAUUUUCACCGGUCGAUGCAGAGGUCGAUGAGUUUCAUGAAAUCGGACAAGAACACUGUAAUUUUCAAAGCACAGACAGUUGUUGGUGACGCAACGUCGCCUCAACUUAUCGCCAUGCUAACGGGUAAAAGAAUUACUGACCUGCCUGAAGCGAGAAGAAAUAUAAAAGGAGCAGGCUAUAUUGACGAUUGGCCUUUCAUAUUUAAAGAUCUUCACCAAAACGGAUAUAUCACUCAGUUUGCAGAGGACGACCCCUCAAUAGGGGCAUUCAACUUACGGUUUUGGGGCUUUUUACAGUCCCCUACGGUUCAUUACGGCAGACCAUAUUGGAUUGAUGCGAUGCCACACUGCAUUGGCUACCUUGACACGCAAUUUUGCAUAGGAGAUCGCUCUCUUCAUCGAAUUAAUAUGGACUACAUGAUGAGCUUGUACAAGACACACCCAGGGAAAAGAAAAUUCACCUUGAUCAUGACUUCAAAACUCGUCCACGAUAAUUUCUUUUCGGUUCAACGAGCAGAUGGGGAUGUAGUUCAACUUCUGUCACAAACAAAAGGACGAGGUCUCCUAAACGAUACGAUCCUAGUAGUUCUAGGGGACCACGGUGCCCGUUAUGGACCUUUGCGUGAAACGAUUCAAGGCAAAAUCGAAGAACGGUUGCCAUUUCUUAGUAUUACUCUCCCGGAAAGGAUAGCAAAAGAGUACCCUGACCUGCUGGUAAACAUGAAACGCAAUAGCCAUUUGCUUACGUCACACUUUGAUAUAUACGCCACUCUUAAGCACAUCCUGAGCUACCCUUCCUUACCAACCGACAUCAAAUUUGGAAACAGUUUAUUCACGCAUUUGAACGCUUCUCGGUCAUGUGAAGAAAUUGGCGUCCCUGAAUUAUGGUGUCCUUGUCUAACAUUUGAAGAGGUGAGUGUAUCCGACCCUAUCGCAACCAAAGUAGCAACCAAAGCUGUUGACUAUAUGAACGAUCUCAUUGGCCAAGACGAAAAUCUAGUAAAAAUGUGCGCACGGCUUGAGUUGGACCGGAUAACACACAUAGGCAAAAAGAUACCAAACAAACGCAUUCAAAGAUACUAUUAUUCUGAUUCGGACGAAAAAUGCGCAACUUGCAAAAUAGUUGAAUGGCACAAGGAUGUUUUCAAGGACAUACUUUAUGAAGUUUCAUUCAUAACGAAGCCAGGUGGUGGUAAGUUUGAGGCGAUUGUCCUUGAUUUUGGAGAUGGGACCAUGAAAGUCAAAAGUGACAUUAGUAGGAUUAACAAAUAUGGCACACAGGCAAGAUGUGUCGAGAAAACCUAUCCUCAUGUUCGAAAGUAUUGCUUUUGUAAAUGAGUUAAAGGGAUAUCGCAAUUUAGGUUUUGAAAAUGGCUUUGAAAAAAGCAAACAUUUUAUAUCAUAUUAAAAGAUAAGCUUUUUCGUCUCACACUACUCGGAGUAGAAAACUUCAGAAUAAAGGCUCUUAUUCUAAAGAGGAGUGUCAGACGAAAAAGCUUUAAGUAUGAUGUAGAAUGUUUGCUUUUCAAAGCCACAAUCACUUUUGUACCCCAAAAAAGGUUGUUCAGAUUUAGACUUUGACAAUUCACAAUUUCAAGUAUUUUAUAAUCCAUACUAUAAGUCGUAUUACAAAGACUGCAAUAUGACUAGAAAAUAAUGAAAUACAAUUUUUUAGUAUAGUUUAAUUUUCAGCAAUUUAUUUGGUACCUGCUAAAGCUGUGGCUAAAGAAAAUAUUUAGAAAAAGAUUAAUUGAAAUUAUUAUUUUGAUAUUUUAGUAUUUAUAUAAUCAGUGCCACAAAAUAAAGCGAAAUAAAGUUGAGAUUUUUUUGAGUAGAUUCAAUCAGUUCUUUGUAAAAGUACUCUACCAUAUUUUAGAAAGCGGCUUAUAAGUCAAAUGUCUCUUUAAAUCUAAUAAAGUCAAAUAGUUUUUUUUUAAAUUAAACUCUUCUACAAAGGGAUAAAAGGCUAAUAGGAUUUGAAAGCUAUAAAAAGUGUAGCAUCCAUGUUUACGGGCUUCAAACAUUAAUAAACAAAUGAUCUCCACAAAUUCAAUAAAUUUACAAAUCCUUUUGCAAAAAUUUGCAAAAACUUUGCCCAGUAGCGGCGCGUAGUCUUGUACAAGGACAAGGAAUACGUAUACAACAUCGGUUAUAUUUGAUUUACAUUAUACUUAGCGUUGGUAAUUUAAAUUAGUUGGUUUUAAUUAGCUUGAGUAAGCAUGGCUUGAAAUUGUACCAACUUUAAAUAAAAAUAGAAGAAAAAACUUUGUCUAGUGGUUUUUCAAUAGCGAAAAUGUAACGCCUUGGUUUCUUUUUCCUCGACUAUAGUGCAGAUGAAAACUUGUUACUUGACACUUGUUAGUGUUCUUUAAUGCACCUUUCGUCAACCAAGGCCAGUGGAUAUUUGAUUGGUAAGGAUCUUCAUUCGCUCAUAAUGCAAUUAUUUUUCAAAUUUUCUGUCGAAUUACAAACACAAACAGUUAAGAAUUGUCUCUAUAACAUUUUAAGACUAUUAAGAGCUGUGUUUGUGAAAGGAGCACUUGGAAAUUAUAUUUUGCAUUAUGUCUAGUCUUGGUAAUGUUCAUUUGAGUUUCAGUACUUAUGCUAGUAAUUUCUUGGAGUUGUCAGAUGUCUCGCCAGAGGUAUCGUCUGAAAACGUCAGGAGGAUGGGUGAGCUUCUUAACUGUGUCACGCCUUUGACAACAACCUCAGCCACUCACAUAUACCGAAUCUGUAUACAAAUUUGCAAAGUUUCAAAGUCACAAACAUGAACCGGUUGUUUCGUAUACAAAUUUGCAAAGUAAAGGAUUUACUAGUCCAAAUACCCAUUUGCCAGAGGGGCUUAUCCUCUUUUGAAUUUAUGAAAAAAAGGAUUCAUGUCGUCCAUGCGUCACCACAGUACAGACUUUACUGAGGUGAGAGAAGACAGGAUAAGUGAGAGGGAACUCAAACAAAAAUUUCAGAGUUUGAUUUUGAUGAAUUGGAGUAACUAAGAUAGUGCCCAUUCUAGCCCGAAUAACGAUAACGAUUAAAACCUGAUUCCUGCGAGAAACUUUAAUCAUUACUCGACGCAACAGUGACAACGUUCAUUAAAAGUAUUUAACGCACCAUUCACACUUAUGAAUAUAAACAUUUGCCCAGCGAACAAUAAUAAAGUAGUCCUUGAAAAAAUCUAAUAACCAACAAAUGACAAGUUAGCAUAAAACUUUGCAAUGCUUAAAAACUAAUCUGGAGCUGUUUAAAUGUAGUCUUUAUAAAGCAAUUACAGUGUACCAUUUGGUUGAAUU